Molecule: messenger RNA, 6540 nt
Organism: Chelmon rostratus (copperband butterflyfish)
Lineage: Eukaryota; Metazoa; Chordata; Actinopteri; Chaetodontiformes; Chaetodontidae
Product: trafficking kinesin-binding protein 1-like
Exons: 16
Coding region: 673-3759 (1028 amino acids)
Biological process (GO): anterograde axonal transport of mitochondrion; neurogenesis; endosome to lysosome transport
Cellular component (GO): dendrite
Molecular function (GO): GABA receptor binding
Source: RefSeq, a predicted model, not a curated record
ACAGGCACCGGGCUGACUCUGCCUUACUCGCCUUUAACCCGUCUUGUUUUUCGCCUUUUUGUGUCUUAUAUUCUGACACCGGUGUUGUGUCGAAGUCUGCUCCUCCUUCAUGUAGUGUUUCACGUAGCGGUGCCCUCCGUGGUUGGGGAUAGGGCUUAGGUCAGGUUCUGGUUAGGCGUAGCAGAGAUAACUGGUUAAGGGUACGGGUAACGUUGGGGUCCGGUUAAGCAUCUCAGAAACCGACUGGUUGGGGUUAGUAUUAAGUUUAGGUUUAGGUUAAGGUAAGGAGGACCCGGUAUCGACGGGGAAACACACUUCGACACAACCGCAUCAUCGUUAGUGAGUGAGUCGCGCUGAAUGAACCGCUCAAUUGUGUUAAACUGUAGUCGCCAAACGGAGAAAACGGGAUUAUUUUGGGUCUUCAGAGGAGUCUGCGCUGUUCACUGAAGCGAUGUGUGUAACAAUACUGAUUUGCCGGAGCUUGAGAUUAUCAGCUUAUUGGAGGAACAGCUGCCAGUCUACAAGCUGAGGGCCGACACCAUCUUCGGCUAUGAGCAAGAUGAUUGGCUGCACACGCCACUGGUGGACCACGACUCUGCCCUCGACCUGACCAAUGAACAGAUAGAGGAGACCCUGAAAUACUUCUUACUGUGUGCUGACAGAGUGGGCCAGAUGACGAAGACCUACAGUGACAUUGAUGCUGUCACACGGCUACUGGAGGAGAAAGAGCGUGACUUGGAGCUGGCAGCUCGCAUCGGACAGUCACUGCUGAAGAAAAACAAAGCCCUCAGUGAGAGGAACGAACUGCUGGAGGAGCAAGUAGAGCACAUACGAGAGGAGGUUUCUCAGUUGCGUCAUGACUUGUCCAUGAAAGAUGAGCUGUUACAGUUCUAUACCAGCGCUGCUGAGGAAAGUGAGGGGGAGUCUACCACCUCCACACCUGUGCGUCCGCGUGAAAACAAUGUGUCAACUCCCACUUUUUUCCCCCUGGACUCCUUGCAGAAGAAACUCAAAGAUCUCGAGGAAGAAAACAAAUCAUUGCGAUCUGAGGCCAGUCAUUUGGAGACAGAAACUAUCUGCUAUGAGGAAAAAGAGCAGCAACUUGUCAAUGACUGUGUCAAAGAACUACGUAAUUCCAACCUGCAGAUUUCCUCUCUGGCUGAAGAGCUGGCCAGGAAGAGUGACGACGCCUCCAGACAGCAGGAGGAGAUCACGCACCUCCUCUCCCAGAUAGUGGACCUCCAGAAGAAGGCCAAGCUGUAUGCCGUGGAAAAUGAGGAGCUGACUCAGCACUUAGGUGCAGCCAAGGACGCCCAGCGGCAGCUCACUGCUGAGUUGCGAGAGUUACAAGAUAAGUAUGCAGAGUGCAUGGAGAUGCUUCACGAGGCUCAGGAGGAGCUGAAGAACCUGAGGAAUAAAACUCUACCACUUAGCACUCCGAGGCGUUUCCAUUCUCUGGGUCUGUUCCCAAUGGACUCUCUGGCAGCAGAAAUAGAGGGCACCAUGAGGAAGGAACUUCAGAUGGAUGAUCCGGACGUAGAGGAGCAGAGACUGCAACCAAAGCGAGUGUUCCAGACAGUGAAAAACCUGAACCUGAUGCGUCAGCAGCGUUCAUCGUUAGCCCCCUCCCCUCUCAACAUCCCAGGCUCCAACCAGACAUCAUGCCUCACCUCACAGCGUUCCAGCAGGGUGGGCACGCCGCACUCCAACUACAGUAGCGAGAUGGGAAGCGGGAUCAUCCUGGACAACAGGACUAGCAGUAUCCUGGAGAACCCAGAUGAUGGGUCAGAGGACUCUAACAAGCGGCCCCCUGGCACCCCAGGGACCCCAGGCAGUAAGGAUCUGGAGGCAGCCCUUCGCCGUCUGUCCCUCCGCCGUGACAACUACCUCUCAGAAAAACGCUUCUUCGAGGAGGAGAGGGAGAGGAAGCUGGCUUACCUAGCCAAAGAGGAAGAAAAAGGAGGCGGAGGGAGCAGCGGAGGCACAGGGACACCGACAGAGAGCCUGUUGUCACUGUGCUCACAUCCCUCUCUCGGAAGUGUCUGGUCAGGAUACUCGUUCACAGCGAGAUCCUACCUGCCGGAGAAGCUGCAAAUUGUAAAGCCGCUAGAAGGCUCUGCUACUCUCCAUGCAUGGCAGCAGUUGGCUCAACCCCACAUGGGUGCUCUGCUGGAUCAUCGGCCCGGUGUGGUCACGAAGGGCUUCCGCACUUUAGCGCAUGAGCAGGAACAGGAAGACGGCUGGCAACUGGACCAACCGGAGGAGGACGAACUUUCGUGUGACUCUUUUACUGGCUCGCUGGGAGAGAGCUCUGCUCUCAUGGAUCUGCCUCGCUCUACCUCUUCUCCCUCUGUCUGCUGCAACACGAAAAACGGAGACGACGAUGACGAUGGCCAGUCAGAAACAUUGCAAGGAGAAAUGUGCAAGGCUAGAGAAGCGAUUCCAGUAAAAGAUGGACAUGUUGCAAACAUGCCCCUUUCCUUCUCCAGACCCUCCCCAACUUCUUCUCCUCUCCCCUCUUCCUCUGAGAUGAAUGGGCACGUGGACCUCAAGGAGCUCCAGGCCUUACAGCCCGCCACAAUGGACCGUAUGCCUGUUAAUUUCCCAGGGAAGUGUAUGUCCCAUACAAGCUCUACAUACACCUUCACUACCUGCAGGAUUCUCCAUCCCUCUGAUCAGCUGACCUCUGUGUCGCAAAGCCCAGCUCUAGCCUCUUGUCAGAGCAGUGCUUGUAUCAGCUCCCCUACCCCCAUUUCCUCUGCCCCACCUACACCUUCCUACACCCCCUGCUGCACCCCACGCCGCCUCUCCCUCUCCCUCUCAUUAGCCGAGUCCUCCACCAACCUUAGGGACUCCACCAAGACCACCAGCACUUCUCUAGGCCUGGUGCGCCUCCUGCUGGAACAUGGAAUUUCUGCCUCAGUGUAUGACCCCCGCAGCUGGGACCGAGGGUUGGAUGCCAGUGGAGCCUCAACACCCGUGGGAGUAGCGCAAGUGCAGCAGAGCAGCAAAGCAACAGGGGACACCGAACCCAGACGGUUGGUGAAACGCCCAGACACCCUCCUCCUUCAGCCCUCCACCCCACCUAACUCCCCUCGCUCCAAAUCUGCCGCCUCUACCAGCACCUGUCCAGUUUUUCAGUUCAGCCCUUCCAAUGAAGAUCCGCCAUUUUAUGACACCUUCCUCGCCUCUAAGCCAGCUCGUACCAUUCUGAGGGAAGUGCUGGGGGAGGCAGAGAGGGAGCGAGGGGGCCAAACAGAUGAUGACAGCCAAACAGACGUGCUUAAGCUGCGACUCGUGGACAAACUGAAAUUUUUCCGCACCCUCCCCCCUCAUGCUGCUUCUGCAUCAUCUGGGAGUGCUCUAUUAGCCCCCUUUGGAUCUGCUGGACUGGGCAACAGUGCCCUUGGUGGGGGGCUUCCAGGUUUGAAUGCAGGGCUGAGGAGGAAUCGAAGCUAUCCUGCCAUGGUAGGAGCCAGUAUGGCUAUGAAAGACCCAGGAGGGCCCCCCAGCACAGAAAUACUCAUACCACACACGAUGCAAACCCCACAUCCCCAACAUGCAGUAUGCACACAGGAAAUGGGCAAAAUGCAAGCAAACCACGCACUGGUCACAAAGGCCAUCCACAUACCACAGACACUACAUGCACUAGAAACAGUCACACCACAGACAAUAAUACAAAGACACACAAGGCCAAGCGACGGACUGCAGGAUUCAACAAGCAAUGACCAUCACGCUGACGAUGAAACAGGGACAUAAUAGGAGAUACUGAGUGUAUUAGCCCGUAUUACAACAGACGAUAUGAUUACAUAUACAAGUUUAUCUACAAAACCAAAUACCCAACACAACUAUACAGACAUCCUUCAACUUUGGAGUACCCCAGACCAAACAGCUACACUGCUGAACAAUAGAGUCCACCUACAGACUCAACUAAACCAUAAGGCAUCUCUCCUAACCAGUCCAGACUCCAGCUGAUUUAUUUAAAUAAUCAUCAGUCUGAUCAGUGUAAAUGAAUGAAAUGGUGGUGAAUAAACCAAUAGUGGCUGACACUGUUACACUGUGUUAUACCCAUACUGUCAGACCACACCAACAACGAUGGAGUAUGUUGCCUUCCUCAUUGUCUGUUGUAUCUGUAUAUUGUAUAAGAUGUAUAUGCAAUAUACUGUGUCAUAUAUAGUGUGAUAUUAAAAGGCCCAAUCUGGUGGAAGUGCAGCAGAGCUUUCCCUCAGCCCUCUUUUCUUCUCAUUUUCCUUCUCAAGCUGAAUGAGUGCACUGUUGGUUAAAAAUGGUAACAUGAAUUUUAAAUGUACGGUACUGGCCCGAAAUGUAGGAUUGUUUUUUUACCUCCUAUUAUCUAUGAAUAAAUGGAGGUUGCAUAUUCCAGGACUACACAAUUACACACUCAUUACAACAUGUUACUUUAGGAAAGUGCUGUGUCAUGAGUUAUUUGGAGCCCUGUUGUCAACACAGAAAUCUCCAGAAAGCAUUAUCCCCAUAAAAGAAGAUCAUAAACGACAGGUCUGUUGACAGGACGCACAGCGAAGUGUUCAGUCUGUGGUUCCAGCUGGUGGGGCCAAGGACAGACGAACUGUACUGUCAGUACCAACCAGGAAGAGACAGAGAGAAAAAAUAUAUUCUCUCCCCUUGUAAAACUACAGCCAUAGUAAAGAUGGCAGCUAGUCCUGAACGGGGGCUAGCCAACGACCAGAGGCUUUAUUUAGCUAAAAGAUUUUUUUUUUUUUUUAAUUUUAAUCAUAUUAUACUUUUAUUCAAAUGCAGAAACUCAUUCAAAUAUGGUUAAUUUUAUUCCCGAGUGUUAAACAUCCCCCCCCCCCCUUUCUGUAUGUAUUUAAUCUGUAGUUUCAAACUAACCCAGAUUGGGGCUUUAAUGUGUCAUCUUGCUGUGACUUACUGUUCUUAUGUGCCUAAAACAUCUGACAUACUGUAUCUCAUUGGAGUACCGUUUGUUUUGUUUAAUUACUUUAGAAUUUGAAUGCAGUAGAGAGUAAAUCAGUGCGCACGCACAUUCAUGUAUUUGCAUGUGAACCUGCUGACAGUCCCCUCACAUGCUCAUUUGUGUCUGUUUCUAUUCCCGGCUCCGUUUUUGUCUCCUCAUGAGUUUGGAGUGAAGCAUCCCCUUCAUUUAUAAUCCACAGGGUCAUGUAGCACACAAACAGUAAAACAGGCCAGGUCCAGGUGUACAGACACCUGUUAAAACACUGUGACUGCAGAAAGCAAGAGGCAGACCUGCAGGAAAAAGCGGUCAUCCUAAUGCAGAUGGCAGCUGUAACAUCAGAACGUAAAGCCUGUGACAGGCACUGCUGCACCCCGAGCUUUCACUCCAAGCCAAAGUUGCACCUUCAUAAAGAGCAGGCGGGACCACAACAACACAGAAUUAAAGCACGUCUGUUUGCAAAUCAGUUAUCACGUAUUACUUUUCCCCCAUGUUGCUCUCAUAGACCUGAACCAUGCAUACUGUACAUACUGACAACAUAGAGUUUAUUUUUUCCAAAAUCAAGCUUGUGGGUGAAAAAAAAGCAAUAUUACUCAUUAGAAAACAUGUAUGUUUCUGAAUGUAACUGUAAAAGGAGUGAGUGGAAAUAUCCAAAUGUUGGUUAGAAGAGCAACAGACGAGCUGGGGGGAAGCUUUUAGCAUCACUGACCCUGUUCCAGUGUCCAUCAGACACCUCGUACACUUUCUGUCUAUUAUACACGACUUAAGAGAAACAUGUCUGCCUCAUACAGCAUUUCAAUUCUAGUCUGUAGAAGGACAUUGGGACUGGGCCCCUGACUGCUUGUCUGACUCACAGUGAAUGGAUGGGAAUGGCUGGCUCUGAUGCUGGCAGUGAGCUGAUGAAAUCCUUAAUGAUUAAGGGGUUAAACUAGCAAUGUUAUUGAGUGGGAGAUUAAUAACCAUUAAAUAUAUUUAUUGAAUACUUGGAUUAUUAGAAGCACGCAUAUAACUGAAUGUGCGUUGUACAUGUUUAAGUGAAGGACUUUUGCAGAUAGUAUUUAUAUUUUGACAUUUUGAAUCAUUUUUCACCAGACAGUUUAUGUCAUAAUGGUGAACUGAUGGACAUUUCUCUGGCUUCAUAGAAACAUUUCCAUUUAAAACCAUUACUUCACAACAGUCGUAGAUUUGGGAGAAAAAAAACAACAACAACAAUCAAUUUACAGUGUUUAAUAAUGAUACCAAGUGCUAAGACUGAAGCACCCAGGAGUUGGUGUGUCUUGUUUUUUCUGUGUGUCAGCUGAAUCAUCUGAAUGUACGUUAUUACAAACAGUAACCCUGCUGUAGGGCCAUAUAUUUGUGUACAGUAUGUUGAUUUAUCUUCAUCAGUUUGUGUUAACUUCAGUAGGGUACAUUGUAAAUGUAUGCAACAAAUAUAGUUCCGCUAACUUUUUUCUUUUUGAAAGAAAGUGUAACAGUAGAACAAGAAUACAUGGGAUUAAGUUGUUUUUUUUUUAGUUCAGAGGGAAAGAAACUUUUCUGUUCAGGGUCUGAAGUGUUCUAUUCUACAGAACGGACUGUACUGUCAA